This is a messenger RNA of Ylistrum balloti, 13836 nucleotides long. RefSeq lists its product as uncharacterized. The record is from RefSeq and is a predicted model, not a curated record. Gene Ontology annotation, biological process: lipid transport; transmembrane transport. Gene Ontology annotation, molecular function: ABC-type transporter activity; lipid carrier activity; ATP binding. Lineage: Eukaryota; Metazoa; Mollusca; Bivalvia; Pectinida; Pectinidae. Gene Ontology annotation, cellular component: intracellular membrane-bounded organelle; membrane. Bases 1 to 13836 code for a protein of 4611 amino acids. The transcript is spliced from 90 exons.
AUGGGAGUCCUGAGACAGCUAAAGGAGCUGUUAUGGAAAAAUAUCAUCCUCCGUCGACGAGAACCGCAUAUUUUGCUUCUGGAGAUACUUUGGCCUUUGAUAAUAUUCGGCAUCGUCGCUGUUAUCAGACAUGGAACACCAGGAGAUAAAAAAAGCACAUGUUCCUAUGCCGACAGAGCCAUGCCCAGUGCGGGAAUGCUUCCAUUCAUGCAGUCAACUGUGUGUAGUCUUAAGAAUCCUUGUGAAGCCGAAGAAACUGUGCAGCAACGUCAAACGUCAGCUUCCAAACUCACUUCCCUGGUGUCCGAUUUACAGCCUUAUCUAACAGCCAACGCGUCUGUACAGGCCCUACAGACAUUGGAAAGCAGUGUUAAAGUAGUAAAGGGAUUAAAUGAACUUCUUAGUCCAAGAAAUAGUUCUGAUGGAAAGAUACAACAAGGCCUGGUCACGGCUCUCGGAAAUGAUACGUUCACCGUUAAGAAUCUCCUAAAGGAUACUGCUAAAGUAAAACGUGUAUUGGUUGAGGAGCUGAAGAUUAUGACGCCUGAAGUAGCUGACGCGUUUCUAAAUGCAAACGUUGAUGUAGUAAAGGUUUUCCAAUCGAUCGGAGGCAUAGACCUACGUUAUAUCGUGUGUAACGUGGAUGAACUAAAGAAAUACAUGAUUUUUGAUAAGAGUGUCAACGUUGAUCAAAUUUCGGAGGAGCUCUGUGCUAUUGACACGGAGAAGAUACCAGCCAUUACGGAUAUGGUCCAGUCACAGCUAGAUAUAGCCGCAAUCAUAAGAUCGGCGAAAGCCCUCACAUCAUUGACACAGACGUAUGAAUUGGGAGAUGCUAUGGAGGAUAUCGCUUCAAUGGUAGACGUCCUGUCGGGAACCUCAUCUCUCGGGAGCAUGUUUUCCUCGAUGUCGAUGUUGCAGGAACUUCCUUCCUUGAUGACGAAACUUCCAGGCCUCGUCACACAGGUGCAAUCGUUUGAGGCAUCAAGCAUUGACGAAUUGCUGAUGUUCCUAGACCCCAUUAUACGAAAUUUCGCUCCAAAUUUCACGGACUGGCAGACAAUCAUGAACUUGGCAGAUCAAAUUAAAUCAGCGGCGGGCGCCAUAGGAUCAGAUGGAAAUCUGAACGUUACAGCAUUACUAGGUAAUGGGUUAGGAAAUCUCUCCAGUAUCACAAACAUGUUGGACAUCGAUCCUGAAGUAGCAGCACUUUUUCAGACGUCCGGACAAUCGGCUAACGACAUAUCUGCUUCUAUUCAGGCUGCAAUGGAGGGACAACCUAUGGACCAACGGUCUUUAGCACAGCAGUUGGACAGCCUCCACAUGACGAUAGAGAUGUUCGUGGGCAAAGACUCUUUAGACCAGAUGUUGUGUUCAGCUGACAGUGUCAUGGACAUGCUGACCACUAUGGUCCAAUAUGCUGAAGAUAUCAAGAAGGAAACGGAUCUAACGUUUGGACUUUUUAUGGUUAAUAUGAACUCUUUGCUGAGGAACUCCCAGGUGGACAGUACAGAUACAUAUGUCAUCAUGAACGCCAUUUUUAGACCACAAGUAUUGACGGCGAUGCUGCGAGCCCCAGAAAACUUCUCGGCUGUGUGUGAGCAUGCCCUAGGAGAGCUGAUGGCCGAUAUGGAUCCUCAAAAAUUAGCAAAUACGAAAGCUCUAAUGUGCGCAACGAAUUUCUCCCCAUUGUUUCAGACAAUGCGUGACACCAUCAAUGUUACAUCCAUUGAAAACGAGAUGGCAGAUGCUUUUAAGAAGCUUGGUAUGUCCUUGGAAGGAUAUAACUGUACUGGCGAUGCUCGUUUGACUAUGGAAGAACUGUAUCCGGUGGCGAUGAACCUUUCAACACGACUAUCAAAUCUGGCAACUCCGACCUACAUUUGGGAGCAAUAUGGUGUUGAAAUGGUCAUGGACUUCCCUGAACAGAACUGGAUGUGGAUUCAGGAAGUAAUCACACAAACGAUACUGAACAAUACCUGGUCGAAUAUGGUUACUAUGAUGGGACCUAUGAUGGAGGACACGCCCCUUUGGUCCAUGAUGGGUCCGAUGUUAUAUAAUGUCUACACACAAAUGGACUCUACGAUACAACAAGUUGAAUUCAUGGAAAAGAUGAUGGAUCCAUCCAGCGAUACAGGCAAGCUGAUGAAAUACGUCAUCAAUUACAUGCCAGAAAUUAUGACAACUAUGAUGAACCCCAAUUCUUCGCAAAUGCUGACGGAGGUAAUGAGCUCCCCAGAUCCUGUCCAGACAAUGUGUGAUCAACACACUCUACAGAAGAUGGGAAUGCCGGACAGCGUGCCCGUAAUGGACAUGGAAAUUGCACUGUGUAAUAUCAACUGGACUGAGGUUGUGGUCGGCAUGACUGCCUCGUAUGACGUUGAAGCAAUGAUGCAACAAGUGGCUAUGUAUUUUGAGCCGAAUUCAACUGUCAGAGUACCAGAUAAAUUUGAUUGGGAUGGAAUGGUGUCCAACAUGGAGCAAAUGCAGCAGCUAUACAGUGGAGAAAGUGCAGUGGCCGAUAUGAUAAUGACUAUAAAUUUUACACGUCUGGAACAAGCUAUGUCUACCAUGUUGAUGUCCAGUUUGCCUGACAUGACAAGAAUAUCUACAAUGAUGGAGUCAGCAAGCAUGAACAUGACAUGGGAAGAACUCAUAUCAACCAUUACUGGCAUGGGCAACCUCAACGGUGGGUUACAGCAGUCAGACAUGAUAAACAUGUUACUAGACAUGCUGUUACCUGGGAACUCGAGCACUGUAAUGCAAGAGAUACGGGCCAUGGAGGCAGUGUACACCAACCAACUGCAUACUUCUCUACAGUUCAUCAUCAAACAUCUCACCUACUUCAACAAAGCUGAUUCAGUAGAUCUGAGGGCAUAUCUUGGCUCAGCAGAGCUCAACAAAAUUUUGGAUAAUGUUGCCGCUGGUCCUGAUGUUAACUCUGUAGUGUUGGAGACACUUCGAGCAAUGAUGACAGAUACAAAUUUGGUUAACUACCUCAUGAACAAUUUAGACCAGCUGUGUACAAACCGUUCCAUAUUUGAAGGGAUUUUCAAGGUUCCACCUGGUAACAAUAUUGACCUUGGUCAAAUGUAUUCUUCCAUCUGUGGACUAGAUAUCAACAUCACUAAAAUGUUUGAGGAAAUAAUACAGAAUGUUGAUGGACUUUCAGAUGUGUUUGCUAUAUAUAUGUCACCACCUCCGGGGUUAGUGUCGGUAAACUACUCAAUCAUUAUGGCUGACCAGGAUACUGUGAACAGUCUGAUGGAGAGCCUCAUCAUGCACCCUCCUGUUAUUACAAUUGGGGGCAAUGUGAACUGGAUGAACAUAACACUAUACAUAGGACAGUUAGAGAGUUUCAUGGGGGAACUCUCUAGUGCCUUUACCAUGGAUAAUCUGGCACAGUUACAAGAACCGGGUUUGGACUCUGCAUUCUCUAGUUUGCAAUCCAUACCAGAGAUGGAGUCAAUGUUACAAAUGAUUAGUUUCUAUGUUAAAACUGCCAAGGAGCGUCUUACCCAAAGUAUAGAUGCCUCAGAGGAUCCUCUAGCAGCAUUGAAGGGCUUCCCCACUUUACAGAAAUUAAUGGAACUGGCUGAUGACAUUCCUCAUCUGUAUGCUGUUCUUGUUUUCAAUUCUAUAUAUCACUCAAAGCAGGUGAACAAUGUAUUAAUGGUGGAAUCCUGGGAGGGUUUCUGUGUGCUGAGUGAUCUCCCCCUGGAUGUACCUGGCUCUACCUUCAGUAUGAGUGACUUCCACACAGAAUUGUGUUCCCUCAAUCUGACGGCCCUAGAGACAGAAGCUGCAGCCUACCAGGCCAUAUCAUUUGGUCUACUGAAUUACACUGUAGAUGUUACAAGCACAGUGGUUAACAUCACCCAACUGAGUGAACAAGUCAGCGAGAUAUUUAACCUUCUUAUCACAAUAGAGAACAGCACGACUGAAGAGGAGAUGAUACUACCAAACUUUCUUAACUGGACAGUGUGGGAACAGGUCAACUCGCACCUCUUCUCAGUCAUUGCAGACCCAGACAGACUCAUGAACUUAGUGACAUCUACGUCCCAGAAUACAGGAGAACUCCUUAACCCUUGGAUGGCUGUUGAACCUGCCAUACAGGAACAGCUUCGGAUUCAAUCUAUUGUGUAUGGUAUAAUUGGCGUGUUCAUGGACAAAUUGGACAAUCUAAGUAACAUUACAAACAUAGUUUUUACUGUUAUCAAUUUUGAUGAAAUAUUAGCCAAUGACCCAGAGACUUUGAAACUGUGGACCAUUUUGAAAACACCAGGAGUACUAGAAAUAUUGGUGUCUUCUGCGAACUCCCCACAGUUUACCCAACUGCUUCUGAUGGAAAAUGAGACUGAAGCACUCCAGGUUAUAUGUGAUUCCAAUACCAACUUGACUUCCUUCCUCAAUGUACCUGGUGGUGUACAGGUUGAUCUGGGUCAGCUCCAGGCUGAUUUCUGCCAGGUCAGGUUUGAUCUACUGGAACAGGAGUUUUUGGAGGAAAUCAUGAUGGUUAUCAGUAAGUAUAUGGACAACAGCACAGAGUUGAACUGGUCGAAUGUCACAUCACAGUACAUCAGGAUGUCCCAGUGGAUAGAGAUUUGGUCAGUCAAUGCCCCGACACUGGACCUCCCCUCCUUAGCCAAUCUACAGGCGAUGCUAGAACAGCAGUAUGGCCAGGGUCUCGUAGAUUGGUCAUGGACUACCAUGUUUGGACAGACAAUGGGCCCUAUCACUGAUCCAGAUUUAGAAAAAGCAAUUGCAACAGUGAACCUAAUUUUGGAAGUGGUCAACAAUAGACUUGACCAUCUCACUGAUACUGUUAGUUUGACAACACUUCUUCGGAAUGACACUGAUGUGGAACAAGUCUUGCAAGCUUAUCUGAAUAUAGUUCAGUACAGCACAGACCUCCUGUCACCAGAUAGUGACAUAAAUGUAGAGCGGCUUUUACAGCUCAUAGAAAAUGGGAGUGUGUUGAUGUCUAUGUGUCAGAGUUCUUCACUGGCCACAUACUUGUCCAAGAGUGGACAGGCCACAAAUUUGACCAUUAACAUACAGACAGCUAUGUGUAUGAACCCAGAGGUUUUCCUACAGAACCUCCAGUCACAGGCCGAGGCUGACUACAUAGCAACACAGCUGAUGAGGAUUUGGAACAGCUCAGAACCUUUGAACGUGAACUGGAAUGAUCUGAACAAUAAUGUAGAAAAUAUGACGAGGCUUCUGACAACCCUACUUGAACAAGAACCAAUGGUAGACAUGGGUGCUUGGAACCUCUUUGGAAACUUUAGUACCCUGAUGCAGUCUUUUGAUUCCCUUCUACAAGACCCCUUCAAAUUACUCGAGAUGUCCGCAAGUGUGAAUCCUUUGAUGGCGACAGAGGUAGAUCCAGAGCUUGGUCCAUUCCUUGAUGUGUGGCAGCAAGUGUACUCCAAUGUUCAUUUAAUGAUUUCUUCUGUAAAGGAUGGAAAACCAAUUAAUAGUAGUUUGCUGCUAAGCCUAUUUAAUGCCAUGUCAUCACUGGAUAUACAACAAAGCUUGAUGGGGGAAUCUAACUACAUGCAGAUGUUGGAGGACAUUGGACAGCAUACAGAUGUCCAGGGGUUUGUUUGUGAUGUGGCUGCCCUUGAUCAUCAUUUUCCUGAUGCCGACACUAUCAGUUCAGCACUGUGUGGCAAACCAGCCAACACCUGGUUCAGCAUACUUCAGCAGACGUUUGGCAUGAACAGUACCAUUCCAAGUCAUUUGGUUGAAGUGCUGAAGACAGUAUUCCCUCAACACUUUAUGACGUCAACUGGUAUGACGUGGGGUGAACUCUUCAACCAGAUACAAAAUUUUACGGAAACAACAAUGACAUUAGAUGCAACCCACACUGAGAUGUUGAUGCAGGCUAUUCUUGGAGCCCUCGGAGACAUGACCCAGUCAGACCAGACGAUUGGCAGCUCCUUGGAAUGGCUGAAAAUGAUUGAUGAAAAUCCAGCAACUUCAGCUCAAGGACUUCUGACCUUCCUCAUGGAGAUAAACAAAUAUCUCAACCGACAGAUGCAGCUCCUUCAAGGUAGUGGCAAUAAUAUUCCUCUGUCAGUGUUAUUGCCCAAUAGCACCUUACUGGCUGACCUUCUGGAGCAACUGAAUCAUGAAACAGCAGCAGGACUCCUAACAGCAUACAUUAAUCCUGAAGAGUUUUUGGAGUUGACACUUACUGACAGAUGGACACAAGUGGUGUGUAAUGCUAGCCUGUUCCAGCAGACCUUUACAUUCCCAGACGGAACAAACACCCAGAUGAUCCAACAAGACCUGUGCACUGAUGCACAAAGUCAUCAAUCUGUAGUCACUGAAAUUCUUCAGUCACUAAACGUGGUGGAUGUUCUCACUGCUUUUGAUGACUGGAUCAUGGGAAGAACCCCUGCUGUACCCAUGAACGAUACCUACGUGUGGCAAGCUCUUCAACAUAACAUCGAGAUACUUUUAGUCAACAUGGAAAAGAUCACAAAUGUCACUCUCUCUACCAGUGGAUUGGAACAAUGGUUUUCACCCAUCAUGAAGGCAUUCGACACAUUAAGCAGACCAAAUCCUGAAAGUAUCGGCCAGACAUGUGAAAUGAUGCUGUCCUAUGUAGACAACACAGACUUAUACACUUCCUCCAUACAACCCAUAAUGUUAGGUGUUCUCAACAACAUGGCCAUGACUACCACCCAGAUGGCCAUUCAGUCUAUUGUGGAGGAUUCUCUAUGUGACCUGGCCAGCUGGAAUAUAUCCGCCCUGACAAAACGAAUACAGGACACAAACCUUACCCAGCUCAUCAUUAGUCUUGGGUCACCAGUCACAGAUGUAUCUGGGACUUUCCAGUGUUCUGCUAUGGUAGCAGCUUCAAAUGAUCUUGCCAAGAUGUGGAAUGAAAGUGUGGCGCGAAUGACGGCCAGCAGUUCUUCCUAUGAUUGUUUAGUCGGUAGCCUCCAGGCACCCCUCAACUUCUUCUCUGAUGCCUCGCAAACAUUUUCUUUGGUAUCUGAUCUGUUUGGUGUGCUGAUGGACCCGGCUAUUCUGUCUCUGGACGACACAGGGAGCCUGUUACCACUGGUGGAAUUUAUGUACAACGUCUUCAUGCAACAACAGAAUGUGUCGGUGAAGCUUGUGGAUGUUCUGACCAAUGCUGGUAGUUUUGAGGAGGGCUUGAGCAACGUGCUACAAAUAUCACCAGAGGUUUUGGCUCAGUUACUCAACUCAACGCUCAACAUUGAUGGGCUGUCCAUGCUGGAUCAGUCAGCAACAGACAUUGCCAAGACUCUGUGUGACCCUGACAAACUCUCAGAAGUGAUCUCCCUACCCCAGUUUUCAAAUGUCAGCAUUGAGGAAUUAAGCAAACUUCUGUGUGGACCUAAUAUAACAUCUACAGUGGAAGUGUUCACAUCCUUGUUAGAUUUCUCAACCAUCUCUUUCAUACUGUCAGACAGUAACACUGACCUAAGUAUGUGGUCCGUUCUCUCAGCACACAUUGCAGAAGUGAUCAGUAAUGUCCAACAGUUGACAAACCUACCGACCAUCAACAUCGACUUCAACAACCUCAACACACUCCUGCCCUACCUUCAGAGGUUCAUCUUCGACUACGGACCAGAGGCCUUGGUGGAUAGUUUGAAUGUCCUGGUUGAAGAUUUUAAAUCUUUAACUGAUGACGAGAUGGCUGUAGCUUUGAUGGCUGAUGCUCAGCUUAUCAUGACAGGAAUGACCUCUCUCAAGGUUAUCAGGAACUUUAUUCCACUCAACGUUGUCCUACAGCAAGUGCUGAAAGACUCCAACAGUACCAAACACUACAUGAUCUCUGAACUUGGAUUAAGUCCAGAGGUUGCUGAAGCUGUGUUGAGUGGAGCCAUUGACUACAGCGUGCUAUUGCGGUAUGACUACAAAGACUUGGAGAAACAUGUGUGUGACCCAAUGCUCCUGUCAGGCUUGCUCAAUCUGACAGCCUCAACUAGUAUCCAGGUGUCACAGAUCAGCACCGCUCUGUGUAAUCUUAGUGAUGCUCAAACUGUCAAUCUCACUGAAAGUCUACUACAGAACUUAGACGUUGGAGAACUUGUCGAAGAGUAUGUGAAAUCUGGAGUGAACGAACUGUUGAACUCUUUCAAUGUGACACCUGCUGAAGUCUCUGAUUCACUAACAAAGCUCAGUGCUGCUGAAGAAGAACUAACCGCAGCUGCUACAAUUUACAAAAAUGGAUCUGCUGACCUGAAUCUCAACAUUUUGGCAUCUCCAGAGGCUCUCACAGGGAGCUCACUGCCAUCAGUAUCCAACCUUCUGUGUGGAGAUAAUUCAGACAGUCUCUCCAUAACUGAUUCAUCUGGAAUCUCGGGCAAAGUAGGUUCCUCUAAGGAACUGACUGCUGACCAACAUAAGGAGAAGGAAGAACUAGGAGAGGGAUUCUGUAAGGACUUGUAUGUGGAUAUUAUUACAUCGGAAUAUGGGCCUGUUGUUUGGACCUACCUGAAGCCAUUGAUACGGGGUAAAAUCCUGUACAGUCCUAACACUCUAACAACUCAAGAACUUGCUUCAAUGAUGUAUAAUUCAUCGUUUGGAAUAUUGGAGGAUGUCCAGUACUACAGUCGCCUUUGGGCCAAAGGAUUGACUGAUUUAAACGAGCUCAAGUCAGAUCCAAAUCUCAUGGAUAACAUUAAUGGCAUGACAUCCAACACUCUAGUCCAGAGUGUGUUACAGUCUUUGACUGGCAUGUCCACGGACAACCUGGUGUCUGGACUCUCCUUGCUGGAUACGUUUAACCAAGAUGACUUGACCAGUAUGGAAUACCUAGCAAACAUGCUGAUAAACUACACGUCCUGUCUAGAGAUCAACAGAUUCAAGGGCUAUGACACAGAGGCUCAAGUUAUGCAGGCUGCAUAUGAGUAUGGAUCCACCAAUAACUUACUGGCAGUGGUUGUGUUUGAUAAUCUAGAAGUUAGUAACAGAAAAAAGAGAGGGGCUACAAACCAGCUACCAAAGCAUGUAUCGUACAAAAUACGUAUGGACCUGGAGAAUGUCAGGAACACUGUGAGGCUAAAGGAACGGAUGUGGAGGCCAUACCCAGAGGAUGACAUGGUAUUUGACAUGAGGUACACACGAGGAUUUAUACAGCUUCAGGACAUGGUGGACACAGCCAUCAUACGUAUGCAGACAGGAGAGUCACCCAACGAUCCAGUCAUCCACACCAAACAGUUCCCGAGUCCCUGCCACGUUAAUGAUAUGUAUAUGAAUGCCCUCAGUAUGUACUUACUACCAGUCAUGAUGACUUUGGCUUGGGUCGCGGCUUUGGCUGUUGCUACUAAGAAUUUGGUGUAUGACAGACAGGAUGGUCAGGAGGAGGCCUUGAAGGUGAUGGGCCUACAUGGCUCCCUGAACUGGUGUAUGUGGUUCCUGAGCGCCUUGGUGAUCAUGUCCUUCACCUCAGUUAUUUGUAUUUUGAUACUCAAGGCUGGUGAUCUCUAUGCCUACUCAAGCUUCGCCAUCCUCUUCCUAUACUUCUGUAUAUUCUGCUUUUCCAGUCUUAUGUUAUGUUACAUGAUCAGUGCACUGUUUACACAAGCUACACUGGCUGUGCUGACUGUCCUCAUGGUCUACGCUGCCUCCUAUAUCCCAUACAUGGUCCUCAUAGCCAUGGAGGUACAGAUGAAAUUCUGGCAGAAGAUCCUUGCUUGUUUGGCUUCCACCACUUCCUUUGGGUUUGCUGCUCAAUACAUUGCUCGCUAUGAGAUACAGAUGGUGGGCAUGCACUGGGACAAGAUUUAUGAAAGUCCAAUGCCUGGAGAUGAGAUGUCUUUUGCCUGGUGCUGUCUCAUGAUGAUCAUCGAUGGUGUCAUCUACCUCAUCAUUGGCUGGUACCUAAGGAGCAUCAGACCAGGAAAGCAUGGAAUAUCUCUGCCGUGGUAUUUCCCAGUGUCUCCAUCCUACUGGGGCUGUAAAUUUAUCUCAUCAAACGCUAAAUACAGAGCUUAUCAACAAGAACUUGUUGAGGAGAUGCCCACCAAUAUGACUGUUGGAAUGUCUGUCCAGGGCCUGUGUAAAUCCUAUGGUAAAACAAAGGCAGUUAAGGAUUUAACGGCAGAUUUCUACGCUGGACAAAUCACAGUUCUCCUGGGGCAUAAUGGAGCAGCUAAGACAACCACUAUAAAAAUGAUGACAGGUGUAUUGGAGCCGACUAAGGGAGAAAUCUAUUUGCAUGGACAACCUUUAUAUAAAUGUUCCAAGAAAAUUGGAAUAUGUGCACAGCAUGAAACCUUGUUCCACUAUAUGACUGUAGAGGAACAUAUGGAGUUUUAUGGCAGUGUUAAGUCCAGUAUGUCUUCAAAGGAGCUGAAAUAUGAGAGAGAACAGUUGCUAAAGCAGGUUGACAUGUGGCAUGUACGUAUGGUUCGUGUGUCAGACCUAUCUGGUGGGAUGCGGCGCAGACUCUGUGUGGCAUUGGCCUUUGUUGGAGGCUCAGAGGUUGUCAUUCUGGAUGAACCAACCAGUGGCGUAGACCCCAAUGGCCGACACUCAAUUUGGAAUCUCCUUCUACAGAGAAAGAGUGGUUGUACAAUACUGCUAUCCACUCAUCACCUGGAUGAGGCAGACAUGAUCGCAGACAGAAUUGCUGUUAUGGAUAAUGGACGACUGAUGUGUGUCGGCUCCCCACUUUUCCUUAAACAACGACUGGGAAGUGGAUAUCAUCUAAAACUCACCAAACUUGAUGAAUGUAACUGGGUCCAUGUCCUGGACUGUAUUAGAACCUAUAUACCAGAAGCUGCAGUGGUAGAGGACAUCGGAUCAGAGAUGACCAUCAAACUGCCAGUACAUGCUGGAAACAUGGAAAGGCUUUACAGUGCUCUUCAUAACCUGGACAAGUACAAGGAUAGUCUCAACAUUGGCAGCUAUGGCAUCUUUGACACUACAUUGGAAGAGGUAUUUUUGAAAAUUUGUGCUGUGGCUGAGAAAAAUAUUCCCCUAACGGAUGAGGUUGUGCAGAAAGCCAGUGAAAUGCAGUUCGAUAAUAGACAACAGAGAAUGUCCAAGAGCAGAGAUCUGCAUGCAGCUCCACAGAAACAUUCCAAGAGGGCUCGAGUCCGAGUGUCUGAGGGAAGUCAAAAGUGGCAGCAGUUUGGGGCCUUAUUGACAAAGCGUUUCCAUCACUACCGUCGUAACUGGAGGAUGUUCCUCUCAGUAAUACUGUUCCCGGUGUUGUUCGUGGCAGCAGCCCUUGGCUUGACACUUAUCAAACCUGAUGAGAUAGAAUCACCGUCCCUGUUACUCACUCCUGCUCUCUAUGGUCCAAACAGCUAUGGAUUCUACAGUGAUUCUGUCCAGACUGCACAAAGUCAGAAGAUAUCCCAUCACCUCUGGUCCAAUCCCGGCAUGAGUACGACCUGUAUGCCAGGUGUGGAUUAUGGAUCACCAUUUGUUUGUGAGGCAGGACAAACUGUGUUUAGCAGCAACGUCAGUAACCAGGCAACGUAUGAUGCAGCACAAUGUACGUGUUCUGAUUACCGCUACACCUGUAACAGCCACGCCCACUCAAUCACCGUACCACAGGUAGUCACUAACACCACCGACAUCAUCCAGAACCUAGGUACACAUAAUGUCACCGACUAUCUCCUGAAAACAUAUGAAGCUCAUAAGGAAAACAGAUUUGGUGGUAUAUCUUUUGAGACCACCUCUGACAGUACAUCUAACAUGAAGGCCACAGUCUGGUUCAACAACAGGGGGCAUCAUGCUUUGCCAGGAUACUUAAAUGCAUUGAGUAACUCAAUUCUGAGAUCAAAGAUCACACAAGGUGACCCUGCAGAAUACGGUAUUACAGCCUAUAAUCACCCCAUCCUCCUAACCAAACAACAACUCAGUCAGGAAAGCAUUCUCCAGAAUGCAGCUGACAUCGGUAUUGCCAUGGUGUUCUUGCUGGCUUUCACUGCCAUUCCUGUUGGCUUUGUUAGUUAUGUUGUCAGUGAACACAGUAAGAAAGAGAAACAGCUGCAACACGUCAGUGGCGUGGGAAACUUUCUCUACUGGUUUACCUCCCUUCUCUGGGAUAUGGCGGUUUUCUGCUUAACUGUUGGACUCGUAGUAGUUGUGAUGGCCAUCUUCAGGCAGAAUUCUUACUGGGCACGAGAAAAUCUGGCUGGUGUGGUUGUUCUCCUACUGCUGUACGGAUGGGCCACUUUACCCUGGAUGUACUGCACAGUGAAGUUGUUUAAGGAAACCACCUCAGCGUACAUGGUCCUAUUCUGUCUCAACCUCUUUAUCGGUGUGUUACUCGUGUCCUUGGUGUUCGUCCUCAACUUCUUCUCCUCACAGGAGGGCAUAAAGAAUGUGUACGACAUUGUGCGACGUGUGUUCUUGAUAUUUCCACCAUAUGUGCUGUGUGAUGGCCUGAUAGAGCUAACCUCUAACCAGGUUCAGGCCGAGAUCCUGGCCCGCUUCAAACAGGACACUUACGUCAGUCCAUUCUCCUACGACAUGUUGGCAUACAACUACAUAGCUUUAGCUAUUGCUGGAUUUGCCUUUUUCAUCCUCUUGUUCUUCACAGAAAUAAGAUGUCCAUCUCGUGCACGAGUGAAGAAAAGUAUUGAUGAUGAAAUUGAGGAAAGCAAUGAGGUUAGAAAUGAGAAACAGCGUGUCCUGUCCCAUCAAGCUCGCAAUGAUGCCCUUGUGGUCAGCAGUUUGUCCAAGGCCUAUAAGAGAGGACGCAAAAGUUUCUUGGCCGUCAACCAUCUGUCAUUUGGUGUACCAAAAGGGGAGUGUUUUGGCCUUCUUGGAGCGAAUGGUGCAGGAAAAACGACAACGUUUAGAAUGUUGACAGGUGAUGUUCUCCCUAGUGAGGGUUCAGCCACUGUUAAUCAUAACAGGGUUACACGGGCCAACCCAGCUAUCGGACAAGAAGUGGGUUAUUGUCCACAGGAAGAUGCUUUGGAUGGGUACCUGACAGGAAGAGAACUUCUCCACUGCCAUGCCAAGCUUCGGGGCAUGCCUUCUGAUCACAGAGAUUCUAUUGUGGAGGACCUAGUGAUCAGGCUGGGCCUGGACUUCGCUGACCGUACCGUUCAUACAUACAGUGGAGGAAUGAAGAGAAAGCUGUCCAUUGCUAUCGCUUUACUAGGUGACCCUCAAGUGGUUUUCCUGGAUGAGCCAACCACUGGUAUGGAUCCUGUUGCUAAGCGACUGGUGUGGAACUGUCUGAUGACCUGUGUAAAGAAUCAGCAGGCAGUGGUCCUCACAUCUCACAGUAUGGAGGAAUGUGAUGCCAUGUGUACCAGACUUGCCAUCAUGGUUAAUGGAGAGUUCCGUUGUCUGGGUUCUCCCCAGGUCCUAAAGAACAAAUACGGAGAUGGAUAUACAGUGACACUGUUCACCAACGGGCUGUCUACCAAUAUGAUGGCUCUGUCAACAUUUACACAGUCUUCAUUCCCAGGCUCCAUCAUCAGAGAUCAACACCAUGGCAUCCUCCAGCUCGACAUUCCUCAUUCUAAUCUGUCUGUGGCCAAUAUCCUGGAGCGCCUUGAAGCCGCUAAGGACACCUACAGCAUUACUCACUACUCUGUUUCACAGACUACGCUUGACAAUGUUUUCAUGAGUUUUGUGAGAGAGCAGAAUGAUGGUCUGUCACCCGAGUACGACAAUUACUCCAGUAGUAGCGGUGAAUCUGACAGUGUGGCUACCGGAGAACCCUUCAGCAAUCCAGGCUACAACAACUUUGCCUACUCCAACGCUGGAUUUACUGGCAGUAAGUUGGAUGGAUUGCAUGUCCAGCGUGAACCUGCUGGAGUUUUCCUACCAAAGGAAUCGUCUAUAUACCCAGAUUUGUCUACAAAACUGUAA